Messenger RNA from Suncus etruscus (white-toothed pygmy shrew), 1365 nucleotides. RefSeq names its product solute carrier family 38 member 11 (gene SLC38A11). Lineage: Eukaryota; Metazoa; Chordata; Mammalia; Eulipotyphla; Soricidae. Gene Ontology annotation, molecular function: amino acid transmembrane transporter activity. Gene Ontology annotation, biological process: amino acid transmembrane transport. The transcript has 12 exons. The record is from RefSeq and is a predicted model, not a curated record. The coding region runs from base 1 to 1365 and encodes 454 amino acids.
AUGGGUCCCCCACUGCUGAGUUGUCCAGAUGGCAGAGAAAUCCCCCUUUCUGAACAAAAAGGGAAAACGUGUCGUCUAUUUGCUGCAGUUUUUAAUAUUGUCAACUCCAUCAUAGGAUCUGGUAUAAUAGGAUUGCCUUAUUCAGUGAAGCAAGCUGGAUUUCCUCUGGGAAUAUUGCUCUUAUUCUGGGUUUCAUAUGUUACAGAUUUUUCCCUUAUUUUAUUGAUUAAAGGAGGGACCCUCUCUGGAACUGACACUUACCAAUCUUUGGUCAAUAAAACUUUUGGGCUUCCUGGGUACCUCUUCCUUUCUGUUCUGCAGUUCCUGUAUCCUUUUAUAGCUAUGAUAAGUUACAACAUAAUAGCUGGAGACAUUUUGAGCAAAGUUUUCCAAAGAAUCCCAAGUAUUGAUCCGGAAAACUUUUUUAUUGGUCGUCACUUCAUUAUUGUGCUUUCUACUGUCACCUUUAUUCUACCAUUGUCCUUGUACCGUGAUAUAGCAAAGCUGGGGAAGAUCUCACUUACUUCGACACUUUUAACAACUCUGAUUCUUGGGAUUGUAAUAGCAAAAGCAGUUUCAUUAGGCCCAUACAUACCAAAAACAGAAGAUGCCUGGGUAUUUGCAAAACCUAAUGCCAUCCAGGCAGUUGGAGUUAUGUCAUUUGCAUUUAUUUGCCAUCAUAACUGCUUCUUAGUUUAUGGCUCUUUGGAAGACCCCACUGUAGCUAAGUGGUCCAGUAUCAUUCAUGUGUCCACCGUGAUUUCCUUGUUCAUUAGUAUUAUCUUUGCUACAAGUGGAUAUUUGACCUUUACUGGCUUCACCCAAGGAGACUUAUUUGAAAAUUAUUGCAGAAAUGAUGACCUGGUAACCUUUGGAAGGUUUUGUUAUGGAGUCACUAUCAUUUUGACGUACCCAAUUGAAUGCUUUGUUACUAGAGAGGUAAUUGCUAAUGUAUUUUUCAGUGGGAAUCUUUCACUGGUUUCCCACAUCAUCAUAACAGUUGUGAUUAUUACUGUAGCUACAGUAGUAUCAUUAUUGAUUGACUGCCUCGGAGUUGUUUUAGAACUCAGUGGUGUGCUCUGCGCAACACCCCUCAUUUUUAUCAUUCCAUCAGCAUGUUAUCUGAAGCUGUCUGAAGAACCGAGGACAUACUUAGAUAAGAUUAUGUCCUGUGUCAUGCUUUCCUUUGGUGCUGUGGUAAUGUGUGCUGGAUUCAUCAUGGCUGUCACAAAUCCUCAGGACUGCACGCAUGGACAGGAAAUGUUCUAUUGCUUUCCCAACAAUGUAUCCCUCACAAACAUUUCAGAUUAUCCUUUGCAACUGACAACACAGCUUCCCGACUUCAAUAUCAGUAUCUUGAAUUGA